AUGUGCAUCAUCUAAUACGAUUUCCUGAGAACAUUUGAAUAUAUAGGCAAGGAUGAGCAAUAUUUAAAAGUAACAACUUCAUAAUAGCUAGUACUCCAAGAAGAAUUGGUGCACCACAUAUACAUGACAAUAACUGGAUGCACAAGAUAAGCAAGAGUCAGAGCUGCACAAAAUUAGGAUCUAUAUGAACAUUAUAUGGAUGAAGGAGAUGAGAAAUAGUAGAUUGAAACAAAACUGAUAAUUGGCGCUACAUCUUAUAAUAUUUUCAAUUCAAAUGCUCCAUUAACUUAAAAUACAGAUUAGCAAAAAGAAUAAUUAACCGAUACGGUGUCAACACAUCUCCUAAACGAAUUUGAUCAAUUUGUUCUAUACUGGUUCAUGAGCUCGUAGUAUUUGGUCUUUUACAAUAAGUAUUAUAUUUUUUACCAACAAGGAGUGAAGGAAGGAGUUCUGGUUCAAAAAUUAACAUCGAAAAGCAAGCUCCCAGAGUUAAUCUAGUAGUUUAUCAAAAAUUGUAAUCCAGUUUUUAAGAAUGGUAUUAAUAAUAAGGCAGAAGUUGGGUAAUAUCCAGAAUAGCAUAGGCAGAAAUGA
Paramecium tetraurelia is the source of this 591-nucleotide messenger RNA. RefSeq lists its product as uncharacterized. The transcript has 2 exons. NCBI's taxonomy places the organism in Eukaryota, Ciliophora, Oligohymenophorea, Peniculida, Parameciidae. The record is from RefSeq and is a predicted model, not a curated record.